GAAGUUCCUUGAAUUGGACAGUGGGAGCAGUCCUGUUCAACUGCUCGUCUACGACUGGGCCUCUGCGGAGCUGGGCUCGACGAUAGCGGCCAUCUUGAUCCAGGAGGUCCUCGGCUACCAUGCGAGGCUCGACUCCGACCGGACGGUGACCGUCUUCGAAGGGCUUCUAGCCCUGGCCGGCUGUACAGAUUUCGACUGCACGUCAACCGUGGAGCGGAAGCAUGUGGCAGUAGAGAGCUGGCUUAGCGAAGUCAUCACUCUCUACCCAGCUUUUCGAGAUGCGCACCCCGCAAUUUGCCCGGAGGACAUGGGUACCAUGGGCUACUUCGGGAACCACAACCUCUUCGUCAAGGCCCACGUCAGAGACGAGGCUUACCACGACGUCGGGCUCGCCCUGGAGUUCUACAGGAGCUACAACACGAGCCACCAUGAUCCCAAGAGGUACUUCGACUCUUUUACAGAUAUCCCACAGUCGGAGUUUUUUCCAUGUGACACCCCGGGGAACGAGUUUGUGAAUACCGUGCGGAUGGAUCUCUACGUGCAGUACACUGGGGAUGAGGCCGGGGUCACACUGACGCCCGAGGGCUAUGUGGCUUACUGCCCAGAUGGUUAUUUUUGGCUUUCGCCUGCCUGUCGCCACGACCCAUCCAGCUGCAUUCCCAUCAUUGCGGCAGGCAAUGGUUGGAUUAUCGAUGCUCAGAUGCAGUGGGCCACUGCUUACGGAUUCCCCGCCGCGAUCGGCAUCGCCGCAACCUGGGACCUGUACGUCCAUCAGGUGGCUACAUACAAGACCCUUUUCUAUUGGUGGGAACCCGAUGCGACGCACAUGCAGCUCAAUCCGACCGGGAUGGUCUUCCCACGCCACAUCGCCAGUGAGUGGGAAGCCGGGAAUCUGAGAACCGCAGGCGAAGAUAGCUACAUCGGCAAGUUGGUCAGCCUGCAAUUGCGCACGGCAGCGCCCCAGGUGCGGGCCUUCCUGGACAAGAUGGAGAUGGAGUUGGCCCAGGUUUCCGAGCUCCUCCUGAACGUCGCAAGCGGGGCCAGCUUCCAGAACGCCUCCUGUCAGUGGCUGCUUGCGAACCGGAGGAAGUGGGAGCAUUGGAUUCCCAUCAACACCAACUGCCUUCCUGGCUUCGGCUUCGCCAAUGCGGAGGGCCAGGCGGUGAUGACGCGCGAGGAAGCCACAGGUUGCAGCCUUUGUCCUUCUGGGACUUUCAGCGCGAUCGCGGCCUUAGACGACUUCGGUCAGAGCUACCGGUGCGAGUCCUGUCCUCCAGGCAAGGCGCAGAGCCUGCAGGGGGAGACCUCGUGCAGCGCCUGUGAUGCGGGCACGGUGGCCCCUUCACAAGGGCAGGUGGAGUGCAAUCCUUGCGACCUCGGCAGCUACACAAAUGAAACUGGAAUGACAGUGUGCACUCCUUGUGCAGAUGGCAGUGAAGUUUGGACGACGAGCCGUGCAGUCAUUGACCGCGGGGAGGAGAAGUGGAUCCAGAUCACAGGGGCGUCCUCACCGAGCUUCUGUGUAUGUGUAGAGGGCUACUUCUUGCACAAUGGCCAGUGCCAGAAAUGCAUGGAAGGAUCGACUUGUCCCGGCUCCGGCCUGUUGACGGUGCUUCCGGGCUACUUCUCCGCGCUGGAGAAGCCAGGAGAAGUCUACGAGUGCUUCGGGAACAAGCUGCGCUGCCCCGGGGGCCAACCGGGGACUUGUGCACCUGGCCGGGACACCGACAGCGUGAGUUGCUAUGAUUGCCUCCCCGGGCUUCGGGCCGUCGACGCUGGCUACUGCUGGGACUGCGCUGGAGGCGACUACGCGCUGCUGUUGUUCGUAGUGCUCAUCUCCGUAAGUGCCAUCGUCGGCCU
Messenger RNA from Symbiodinium sp. CCMP2456, 1860 nucleotides. NCBI's taxonomy places the organism in Eukaryota, Dinophyceae, Suessiales, Symbiodiniaceae. The record is from the annotation of a GenBank genome assembly.